GCCCGGCGAUGGCGGGAACAGAGGGGCGUUUCGGGAUGGGCGGGCCUCCGAGGGUCAGGGUCGCCGCAAGCCGCUGGAGGGCGGGGCGGGGCGGGAAGAGGGUUCGGGCUAGCGGGGCGGAGUGGCUGCGGACGUCGAGGGGAGAGGUCGGGAGCCCUGCGCCGGAGAGGGCGUCUCGGCUCCGGGUCCCGUGCCCAGGUAGGGGCGGGCGCUGCAGGGCGGGGCCGGGCGGCCGUCUCGGCCCUCCCUGGCGGGGCCCCGCGGCCUGGGAGCCCGAGCGGGCUGAGCCGCCGGCUCGGCCCAAGCUGUCCUCCAGCCAGACCCGGCGAGAUCCAGCGCCGGGAGGGAGGCGGCGGCUGGCCCGGCCCCGCCCGUCCAGUGUCGGACGCCGCCCGGCGCCGAGCCAUGGAGCCUGAACCAGUGGAGGACUGUGUACAGAGCACCCUUGCUGCCUUAUACCCACCUUUUGAAGCCACAGCCCCUACCCUGUUGGGCCAAGUGUUCCAGGUGGUGGAGAGGACUUACCGGGAGGAUGCACUGAGGUACACGCUGGACUUCCUCGUACCCGCCAAACACCUGCUUGCCAAGGUCCAACAGGAAGCCUGUGCCCAGUAUAGCGGAUUCCUCUUCUUCCACGAGGGCUGGCCACUCUGCUUGCAUGAGCAGGUGGUAGUGCAGCUAGCAGCCCUACCCUGGCAGCUGCUGCGCCCAGGAGACUUCUACUUGCAGGUGGUGCCCUCAGCAGCCCAAGCACCCCGACUGGCCCUCAAAUGUCUAGCCCCAGGAGGUGGGCGGGUGCAAGAACUGCCAGUGCCCAGUGAAGCCUGUGCCUACCUAUUCACACCUGAAUGGCUACAAGGCAUUAACAAGGAUCGGCCAACAGGUCGGCUCAGCACUUGCCUACUGUCUGCACCCUCUGGAAUUCAGCGGCUGCCCUGGGCCGAGCUCAUCUGCCCACGGUUUGUACACAAAGGGAGCCUCAUGGUUGGACAUCGGCCAAGCACGCUGCCUCCAGAACUGCCAUCUGGACCUUCAGGACUGCCCAGCCCUCCACACCCUGAGGAGGUGCUGGGUACCCGGAGUCCUGGGGAUGGGCAUAAUGCUCCUGCAGAAGGACCGGAGGGUGAAUAUGUAGAGCUGUUGGAGGUGACAUUGCCCGUGAGGGGAAACCCCACAGAUGCUGAGGGCUCCUUGGCCCUCUCCAGGACCCAUACAGUACCCACCCGUAAGAGUGCUGGAGGAAAGGGCCGGCAUCGGAGACACCGGGCAUGGAUGCACCAGAAGGGCCUGGGCCCUCGAGACCAGGAUGGGGCACGCCCGCCUGGUGAGGGGAGCAGCACUGGAGCCUCCCCUGGCUCUCCUCCUGGAGCUGAAGCUGUUCCAGAUACAGCAGCCUUGGAAGGGACUGAGCCUGCAGCAGAGGUUCAGGGGGAAGCCUCUGAGUCCUGUCCUCUUCUGCCAGGGGAGGCUGGGGGAGGAGGCGGAGGCCAGGGGCCUGAAGGACCACCCGGUACCCCUCGAAGAACAGGCAAAGGGAACAGGAGAAAGAAGAGAGCCGCAGGCAGAGGUGCUGUCAGCCGAGGAGGGGACAGUGAUCCACUCAGCCCCAGGGACAAGGAAGAGACCAGACCCCAGGAAGCCCCUGUCGGCCUGCCCUCACUAAAUGAACAGGAGCCUCUAGAAUGCAACCUGGUUAAGGAGAAUGAAGGUUCUGGAAAGCCAGAGUUGGAGUCAAAAGAGGAGCUCAAACCAGCAGAUGGAAACGAGUCUGGACCCCCAGAAGACUGUGGGCCUCCAGAAAAGGGGGUCAAAGAAAGUGAGCAAGAGGGAUUGAGCCUGGUGCACACGGCAGGGUCCACAGGUCCAGAGGGGCUCCUGUCUGAUCCCCCAACACAGCCCCUGGAGACUGUACAGGAUAUAAAAGGGGAGAGCAUCCCAGAAGAGGCACCUCCAGUCUCCAUCUCUGAUGACCCAGAUAUAGCUUGGGACUUGAUGGCAUCUGGAUUCUUCCUUCUGACUGGAGGGGUGGAUCAGAAUGGGAGAGCUCUACUGACUAUUACACCACCGUGCCUUCCUGAGGAUCCUCCACCCUCCCAGGAUACACUGAGCACUGCUCUUCAUUUCCUCCAUUCACUGCUCAGGCCUGAUCUGCAGUUACUGGGGCUGACCACCCUGCUUGACCUUCGAAAGGCACCCCCACUGCCUCCAGCACUCAUUCCUGCCUUGAGUCAACUUCAGGAAUCAGGAGACCCUCCCAUCAUCCAGCGGCUAGUGAUUCUCACUCAUGAUGACCCUCCAGCUGAACUCUGUGAAUUUCAGAGAGCUGAGUUGCUGGCAGAGAAGGACCUGAAAAGAGUGGCCAAGCCAGAGGAGCUCCAGUGGGACUUAGGAGGUCACAAGGACCUUUCACCCAGCCACUGGGUAGAGAUACAUCAGGAAGUGGCAAGGCUGUGCAGCUUAUGCCAAGGUGUGCUGACCUCUGUACGGCAGGCCAUUGAGGAGCUAGAGGGAGCAGCAGAGCCAGCGCAAGAGGAGGCGGUGGGAAUGCCUGAGCCCCUGCAGAAAGUGCUGGCAGAUCCUCGGCUGACGGCACUGCAGAGGAAUGGAGGAGCAAUCCUGAUGAGGCUGCGCUCCACGCAUAGCAGCAGGUUGGAGGGUCCAGGCCCGGCUAUGCUUUACCAGGAGGUGGAUGAGGCCAUUCACCAGCUUGUGUGCCUUUCUAACCUACAUGUUCAGCAGCAGGAGCAGCGCCAACGCGUGCACCGGCUCAAGCAGGUGUUGCAGUGGCUCUCAGGUCCAGGGGAGGAGCAGCUGGCCAGCUUUACCAUGCCUGGAAACUCCCUGCCAGCCUUGCAGGAAACAGAGCUGCGAUUCAGGGCUUUCAGCACUGAGGUGCAGGAACGUCUGGCACAAGCCCGGGAGGCUUUGGCUCUGGAGGAGGACAUCGCCUCCCAGAAGGUUCUGGAUAUCUUUGAACAGCGGCUGGAGCAGGUUGAGAGUGGCCUCCAUCGGGCCCUGCGGCUACAACGCUUCUUUCAGCAGGCACACGAAUGGGUAGAUGAGGGUUCUGCUCGACUGGCAGGAGCUGGACCUGGUCGUGAGGCUGUACUGGCAGCCCUGGCCCUGCGGCGCACCCCGGAGCCUAGUGCAGGCACCUUCCAAGAGAUGAGGGCCCUGGCCCUGGACCUGGGCAGCCCAGCAGCCCUCCGAGAAUGGGGCCGAUGCUGGGCCCGCUGCCAAGAGCUGGAAAGGAGGAUUCAGCAACAGCUGGGAGAGGAGGCCAGUCCUCGAGGCCACCGGCGACGCCGGGCAGACAGCACCAGUAGUGCAGGAGCCCAGCAUGGCACCCAUAGCCCCUCACCUAGCCUCAGCUCACUUCUGCUCCCCAGCAGUCCUGGGCCACGGGCAGCCCCAUCCCAUUGCUCCCUGGCCCCAUGUGGGGAGGACUAUGAGGAGGAAGGCCCUGGGCUAGCUCCAGAAGCAGAUGGAAGACCCCCAAAGGCCGUGCUGAUCCGGGGCCUAGAGGUCACCAGCACCGAGGUGGUAGACAGGACGUGCUCACCCCGGGAACAUGUGCUGCUGGGCCGGGCUGGGGGGCCAGAUGGACCCUGGGGAGUAGGCACUCCCCGAAUGGAACGCAAACGAAGCAUCAGUGCCCAGCAGCGUCUGGUGUCUGAACUGAUUGCCUGUGAAAAAGAGUAUGUGACCACCCUAAAUGAGCCAGUGCCACCCCCUGGGCCUGAACUAACUCCUGAGCUCCGAGGCACCUGGGCUGCAGCUCUGAGUGCCCGAGAGAGGCUUCGCAGCUUCCACCGGACUCAUUUUCUGCAAGAGCUUCAGGGCUGCACCACCCAUCCUCUGCGCAUUGGGGCCUGCUUCCUGCGGCACGGGGACCAGUUCAACCUUUAUGCCCAGUUCGUAAAGCAUCUAUACAAACUAGAGAAUGGUCUGGCUGCACUCACCACCCCGGCUAAGGGUUCCAUGGAGGGUGGCCCUUGCCUGCCCCGGGCACUGCAGCAGCCUCUGGAGCAGCUGGCUCGAUACAAACAGCUCCUGGAGGAGAUCCUGCGGGAAGCAGGGCCUGAACUGAGCUCUGAGCGCCAGGCCCUCAGAGCUGCUAUACAAUUGCUCCAGGAGCAAGAAGCCCGAGGCAGAGAUCUGCUCGCUGUGGAGGCCGUGAGAGGCUGUGAGAUAGAUCUGAAGGAGCAGGGACAGCUGUUGCAUCGGGACCCUUUCACUGUCAUCUGUGGCCGGAAGAAGUGCCUUCGCCAUGUCUUUCUCUUUGAGGACCUGCUCUUAUUCAGCAAGUUCAAGGGCUCUGAAGGAGGGUCUGAGAUCUUUGUUUACAAGCAGGCUUUUAAGACUGCUGACAUGGGACUGACAGAAAACAUCGGGGACAGUGGACUCUGCUUUGAGCUGUGGUUUCGGCGACGGCGUGCACGAGAGGCGUACACUCUGCAGGCAGUCUCACCAGAGAUCAAACUCAAAUGGACCAGUUCUAUUGCACAGUUACUGUGGAGACAGGCAGCCCACAAUAAGGAGCUCCGAGUGCAGCAGAUGGUUUCCAUGGGCAUUGGGAAUAAACCCUUCCUGGACAUUAAAGCCCUUGGGGAACGGACACUGAGUGCCCUGCUCACUGGAAGAGCCGCCCGCACCCGGGCCUCGGUGGCCGUGUCGUCCUUUGAGCAUGCGGGCCCCUCCCUUCCCGGCCUCUCGCCGGGGGCCUGCUCCCUGCCUGCCCGCGUCGAGGAGGAGGCCUGGGAUCUGGACGUCAAGCAAAUUUCCCUGGCCUCAGAAACACUUGAUUCUUCUGGAGAUGUGUCCCCAGGACCAAGAAACAGCCCCAGCCUGCAGCCCCCCCACCCUAGGAGCAGCACUCCCACUAUGGCCAGUGGAGGGAUCUUAGGGCUAUCCCGGCAGGCCUGGCUGAGAAGCGUCAAGGUCAGAGAAUCAUGCCAGAGCCCUGAGUGACCCCACCACGCCUCUGUGACCUGGGUGCUUGGGAAUCCACUUCUUCCCUCUCCCAAUCCAUCUCCCUCUUCUCUCCUGGCUUCCAGAGAAGAUCCAGAACUUGGCUGCAGCCCUUCUCAGCAGUUUAGGCUGGUAUGCCAGUGGGACAAAACGGAGGACUAAGCUCUGAGUUCCUCCCCUCUGCUUUCCUGGACAGAGGAGGGCGAAAGACAGAGCUGCUUCUGUUACUGCUGUCGCUAGCCCGCCCCUGCUUGGUGCCUUCUGCUACAGGAACCAGAGUGGCCCUGUUUGCUUGCCUUCAUUUUCGUGCCCUGGGGAAAGGGAAAUACCCCUCUUCUAGCCCUUCCCCAUCCUGUGCCAUGCCACACCCCCAGGACAUUGCUCUGCUCAUCGCCUGCCUCUUCCAGAGAAGACUCAUCUCUGCCGGGUUGAAAAGACUUCCAUUCUGGGAUGUCAUGGGAAAUGAAGUUUUACAAACCAAUGAGGGAGAGUGUGGCGGGCAUUACAGACUUUAUAUAUGUAAUUACUGUUGUUAUACUAUUGCUAUAUUAAAUGUA
Messenger RNA from Nannospalax galili (Upper Galilee mountains blind mole rat), 5528 nucleotides. RefSeq names its product Rho guanine nucleotide exchange factor 40 (gene Arhgef40). The transcript has 25 exons. Bases 406 to 4971 code for a protein of 1521 amino acids. Gene Ontology annotation, molecular function: guanyl-nucleotide exchange factor activity. NCBI's taxonomy places the organism in Eukaryota, Metazoa, Chordata, Mammalia, Rodentia, Spalacidae. The record is from RefSeq and is a predicted model, not a curated record.